UUUGGAGGAGGUUCAGGUUCUGUUGUAGCGUAGCCUCGACAGUGACGAACAGCUAGCACGGCUGCUAACUACUAUUACGUUUUCCAUUUGCACUCGGGAUUUGCUCGUCGUGGUUUUAACUAUGAACAAAGGCGACUUCCCGGCAGGUCGGGGGAAGAGGCCGGCGGUCCCGGAUAAAGUCGACAUGUCCUUGGAUGACAUUAUUCGGUUGAACAAAAGAGAGCAACAGUUAAAGAGGAGACAGGCCAACGUGAACCGCCGACCAGUCAAGAAGAAAGGCCGUUUAACCCAAGGAAAGGCGGUUCCGGGACCAGUCCAGAGAGGAGGCGGCCUACCCAGAGGAGGAGCACCUAAAUUAAGGAACAGAAGGGUCCCACCCCUACCGGGGCGACGACGGGGUCAGGGGGUCAUCACGGGCCUGGCAGCGAGGAGGCCGGCUGCCCUGAUCAAACGAACCGGCACAAUCAACAGAGCAGCAGUCACCCAGAAAACAAGACAGAAAACAAGACCCUUCAUUCAGCGCCCCGAAGCCCAGUACAGGAAGCCGGAGGUACAGAGGCGGCUGUACCGGCAGCCCGAUCCACAGAGAGGCCCGAACGCGACGCCGGUCAGGAGACCUUUUCAGCUGCGACGACGACCACUGCCGCCUGUCCAGCAGACUCAGAGGGAAGCCCGCCAGGCCACUUUUCUCUUUCGCAGAGGACUCAAGGUACAAGCCCACGUGCAGAAGCCGAAUCCCCGCAGCCCUCCUGUCAAAACACGGCAGUGGCACACAUCGACAAGCAGCAAUGGCAUCUUGACCGUCUCUAUUGACAACCCUACAGCCAGGACUCAGCCAGAGCCUCCCACUGCCUGGACUUUGCAUCCUCCAGCUGCCAGCUCGGCUCCCGUCAAGGUGGAAACGGUGGAGAAGAAAAUACCAAAAGGAGUGCCUCUGCAGUUCGACAUCAACAGCGUUGGGAAACCGCAAACCUCGAUGACCCUGAACGAGCGGUUCCGCAUCCUGAAGGACCGACGCACCGCCACAGCGCAGAGCAGCAAAGGCAGCAGGUUCGUCACCGUGGGUUAGCAGAGAGACGAGAGAGGAAAAGAGAAAAGAGUUGACGCUGCUCGGAAGCUCCCCCGUCCUGCUCAGACCCACACAGUGACCCCACCUCCCCGAUGGACUGGACGGUGCUGACCCACUGACUGACUUUACUAACAGGAGGGAGGCCGGCCACGGGACACACGAGUACAACGUGCACAAUCGGUCAGCCGCGAGAAGUCCAGCACACAAGUGUCAAUGGAAAACUUUCUGUCUAAAAUAAGUUCCCGUUCAUUGUCCAUAUCAUUGCACUCAGCUGUUUGUAUCGUGGAUGUUCUAAACGGGGAAACCAAGAGCUUCUUUCCCAUUUGAACUUAAAACACUAUUAAAUUUCUUUUCACAGAGGGCCGCUGUGUAUCUGCAAGGAUGACACGUUCUGAAACCGUUUUUUUGACAUUUUUUGAGAGUUGUUUUUUUUUUUGUAAUAUUACUCCAAAUAAAUGGGUUUGUCUUUGAAGGUUUGUUAUAGUCGUGUAGCCUCGGAUUGAACACGCUUCGAGUCUGGAUCCUGUAAUCAAACAGCGCCACCUGUCUGCGAACCAGACGCCUCCCUGUUCGUCCACAGCGAUCGGGCGGUUUUUAUGUGAUAUCUGGAAAGUUUACUCCUCUGCAUCUGUGUACCGUGCAGGUGUCGGGUUUCUGAACGGAGGAACGAGGACGCGCUGACAUUUAAUCCUUUGUAAUCGGAGUUUGCACAUAUCGUAGGUGGUUUACCCACGAAAAGGGUUCAAAUGUCUGCAGAGCUCGAGAAUAUUUUGCAUCGUCUUUGUAUAAUAAACUGGUUUCUGGAACUUUCUAACAAAA
This is a messenger RNA of Stegastes partitus (bicolor damselfish), 1888 nucleotides long. Its product is annotated as UAP56-interacting factor. Gene Ontology annotation, biological process: mRNA export from nucleus. Gene Ontology annotation, cellular component: nuclear speck. The coding region runs from base 122 to 1069 and encodes 315 amino acids. Gene Ontology annotation, molecular function: mRNA binding. The record is from RefSeq and is a predicted model, not a curated record. The transcript is spliced from 9 exons. NCBI's taxonomy places the organism in Eukaryota, Metazoa, Chordata, Actinopteri, Pomacentridae.